AUGGAAAUCUGUAUCCUGAAGCUACAACGUCUCUUUUUUAGAUCAACUUGCAAAUGUAUUUCUUCUCUUCUAGCUGUCGCUGAUGCAAUUAGAACAAGUCUUGGACCAAAGGGAAUGGAUAAAAUGAUUCAGGAUGCUAAAGGAGAUGUGACAAUCACUAAUGAUGGUGCUACUAUUCUGAAACAAAUGCAGGUUUUGCACCCUGCAGCCAAGAUGUUGGUAGAGCUGUCAAAAGCACAAGAUAUUGAAGCUGGUGAUGGCACUACAUCUGUUGUUGUCAUUGCUGGAGCUCUUUUGGAUGCCUGUUCCAGACUUCUUCAGAAAGGAAUUCACCCCACCAUCAUUUCAGAGUCAUUCCAGAAAGCUUUGGAAAAAGGUAUUGAAGUAUUGACCAACAUGGCACAACCAGUUGAAUUGAGUGACAGAGAAACCUUAUUAAACAGUGCAACUACUUCACUGAAUUCAAAGGUUGUGUGCCAGUAUUCCAGUUUACUUUCUCCAAUGAGUGUGGACGCAGUGAUGAAGGUGAUUGAUCCAUCUACGGCUAGUAGUGUGGACCUGAGAGAUAUUAAAAUUGUUAAGAAGCUGGGAGGAACAAUUGAUGACUGUGAACUGGUUGAAGGAUUAGUCCUGACUCAGAAGGUGGCAAAUACUGGUGUAACUAGAGUGGAAAAAGCCAAAAUUGGCCUAAUUCAGUUUUGCUUGUCUGCUCCAAAGACAGAUAUGGACAACCAAAUUGUUGUUUCUGAUUAUGCUCAAAUGGACAGAGUGUUGCGUGAAGAGAGAGCCUAUAUUCUAAACUUAGUUAAGCAAAUUAAGAAGGCUGGAUGCAAUGUGCUGCUGAUUCAGAAGUCUAUUCUACGGGAUGCUCUUAGUGACCUAGCUCUACAUUUUCUGAACAAAAUGAAGAUCAUGGUGGUUAAAGACAUUGAAAGAGAAGACAUUGAAUUUAUAUGUAAGACAAUUGGAACUAAGCCUGUUGCUCAUAUAGACCAGUUUACUCCUGAUAUGCUGGGGUCUGCUGAGCUGGCAGAAGAGGUUAACUUGAACAGUUCUGGGAAGCUAAUAAAGAUUACAGGCUGUACAAACCCUGGAAAAACUGUAACGAUUGUGGUACGUGGAUCCAACAAACUUGUUCUAGAAGAAGCUGAGCGUUCAAUUCAUGAUGCCCUGUGUGUCAUAAGAUGCUUAGUUAAGAAAAGAGCUUUAAUUGCAGGAGGUGGAGCACCGGAGAUAGAGUUAGCACUGCGCUUGAAUGAGUAUGCUCGCACUUUGAGCGGUAUGGACUCGUACUGUGUCCGUGCGUAUGGGGACGCACUGGAAGUCAUACCAUCUACACUGGCUGAAAAUGCAGGCCUCAAUCCUAUUUCAACGGUUACAGAGCUGAGAAACAGACAUGCUCAAGGAGAGAAGACAGCUGGCAUUAAUGUCAGAAAGGGUGGGAUCUCCAACAUCUUGGAGGAGUUGGUAGUCCAGCCACUGCUAGUGUCCGUGAGUGCACUGACUCUCGCAACAGAAACUGUGCGCAGUAUUCUUAAGAUUGACGAUGUGGUGAACACUCGGUAAGACAAAUAAAGGAAAUGGGACUUUGCCCUGGAGUACCUUCCCUGUAGUUUGGAAUAUGGUUUCCUCACCCAAAACGCCUAUGUGAAUCGUCUUAAAGUCCGCAAACACUUACGUACUUUUAUCACGUUAAUUUAAUAAAAUCUUUGGUUUCAAAAAGCAAAUGCGCUUUAUCAGUCACAGUAUAGUACCAUACCUGAAUUUUUCCCUUAAAAGGGCCAGGAAUAAGAACAUAUUUUUCAGUGUUACAUUUGCUUUUCUGUGCUACGUGAUGCUCUUUAGUUCUGAAAAGUUUAACAGCAAAUAAUUAGCUUUUAUCUAGAUUCUGAAAAGGCCCUUGAAUUAACUCUUCACUACCAUAAUAACCUCGAGGUGCAUCUCUAAAAGUUACUUGUAAGGGAAGGGUGUUUCUUCCUUAAAUUUUACUAGAGAUAGACUGAAGACACCCCUUUGAAUUGUUACCACCAAAGAAUACAAAAUUCCACACUAUAGUUUUUCCCCUGCAGUAUAUGUUAGCCCCUGGUACUACCGUAUGAUAAAGAAGUCUUUCAGUGCACUCUUUUCUUUGUACUUCAUCCAUCUGAGAAAACAUUAGUCUCCAUAUCUGCAAGUGGACAAAUGGAAAUAAAAACUCAUUUUCAGA
Messenger RNA from Struthio camelus australis, 2206 nucleotides. The record is from RefSeq and is a predicted model, not a curated record. NCBI's taxonomy places the organism in Eukaryota, Metazoa, Chordata, Aves, Struthioniformes, Struthionidae.